AUGACACGCUUCUUUGGCCUUCGUGGCACUCGCCUCAAUGUUGUGACCAUUAUCGCGGUGUUGAUGCCCGGCAUUCUGUCCGUCGGAUACAAUGCAGCAUCACUCGGUGGUGUUUUGAGCCUGGGAAGCUUCGAGAGACAAUUUCGCGAAAUCGACGUUCCCGAUGCUCCGAAUAGGAACCUUGCUUCUACCAUCCAGGGUACUGUUGUGGCAGUCUACGCGAUUGGAGGUUUUAUCGGCACUUUCGGUUGUAUAUGGCUGGGAGACAUGCUGGGACGCCGGCGGGUGAUCAUGUCAGGAGCAGUCGUUCAGGUCAUAGGCGCCGUUCUCAAUGCGAGUGCUUAUUCUCUGGUCCAACUGAUUGUUUCACGUCUGUUCACUGGUAUCGGAACUGGUGCCCUACUAGCCACGAUUCCUCUCUGGCAAUCUGAAAUAUCCCCUACCAUGAAGCGCGGUGCACAUGUUGCCACGAAGGGCAUCUUCAGUGGUCUUGGGUGUGCCCUGGCUUUAUUCUUGGACUUUGGCCUAUCGUUCAAGGAUGAGAGCAUGGCCUGGCGCUUGCCUGCCGCAUUCCCUAUCGUACUUUCGAUCGCUGUUUUCACGUUUAUAAUUUUCCUCCCCGAGUCGCCUCGCUGGCUUAUUCUUCGAGGGAGAAUUUCCGAAGCUCAAGAAACCUUGGCGAUGUUGGAGGACAAAGCUCUCGAUGAUAGAGUUAUUGAAACACGCAUUGAGGAAAUGCAGGCAUCUUUCAAUCUAGCAGGAAGCCAAAAGACUCUUGCACAGCUGUUUUCCAUGGGUCCUCAACGAACAUCUCAUCGAGCUUUCCUCGCCAUGACAGCUAUGACAUUCUUGCAAUUGACAGGAGCUACGGUGACCACGUACUACACGACCGCAAUCUUCGAGAAUAAUCUUCAACUCGACGAAACCACGUCCAGACUCCUGGCAGCGGUCUAUCAAUUGAUUGGCCCCAUCGGCGGCGUUGUCUGCGUGCUCACCAUUGAAGGUCUGGGUCGUCGACCACUAUUGAUGGCUAGCGCGACCGGGAACGCCAUAUGUCUUGCCCUGAUCGCAGUCCUAGGCUCCCAGACUGGCAAUAUCAUGGCAGCACAUGGUGCUGUCUUCUUCAUAUUCCUCUUCCAUUUCAGCUACAUCAUCGGGUUUGGUGGAAUUCCAUAUCUCUACGCCUCCGAGAUCGCACCCGCGAACCUACGAGCAACCAUCAGCAGCAUGAGCAUCAGUAUAUCAUGGGCAAUCAGCAUUUUGGUGGCCAAUGUCACCCCAAUCGCAUUCAAUCAUAUGGGUCAGCGAUACUUUCUUUUCUUUGCGGUCUUCAAUGCUGCGAUGGUCCCUGCGAUUUUCUAUUUGUUCCCGGAAACUGCUGGGCGCAGUCUUGAAGAGAUUGACGAGAUCUUUGCUCUGUCUAAAAGCCUCUUGGAUGCUGUUCCAACCGCCAAGAAGCUUCCGCCUCGACAACCGCAUGACCUGCCGCCGCCUGAGAAAGUGCUGGUUGCGGAUCUUAAGACUCUCGAUAGUCCUCUCGAAAGCCCAGUUUGA
Penicillium subrubescens is the source of this 1554-nucleotide messenger RNA. RefSeq lists its product as uncharacterized. Gene Ontology annotation, cellular component: membrane. Gene Ontology annotation, biological process: transmembrane transport; carbohydrate transport. The transcript has 2 exons. The record is from RefSeq and is a predicted model, not a curated record. Lineage: Eukaryota; Fungi; Ascomycota; Eurotiomycetes; Eurotiales; Aspergillaceae. Bases 1 to 1554 code for a protein of 517 amino acids. Gene Ontology annotation, molecular function: carbohydrate:proton symporter activity.